AAUAAGUUCCCCUUAGUCAAAACACGGAAAUGGUGAAGAAAGUAAAUUCAUAAAUGUUUAUUUUUUUUGGAAACAUUGACAAAGUUUACGAAAUUUGUACAAAGAAAAAUGUUUUCUUUUUAAAUCGUCUGAUGUCCGUGACGACCACAAGAAUGAAGUCGAAGUGGAAAUCCAUAAUGAAUAAAGAAGUUAUUGAAGAGAGCUUCUGCUGUUGUUCUUGCAGUCUGGUUCCUAGUUGGAAUGGUCUGUUAUCACCAAGAUGUUCUGGAAUCCUUUUGAUGUCUCCAAAGUCAGGUUAUUCCAUGUAAUAUAACAGUCGGUAUGGAUGUUACUAUUAGAGAAUGGUAUGCGUCAUACUACGUAGACGAAAAACGAAAGUGGAUUUACGGAACUCUGCAUUUGCAGCCUUUUUCUUUGACAUUCGUUGAAGAAGCAGAACGGAAAACAUUGAACCAGGAUCUUGUUAUAAACCUUUUCGAUGUGUGCAGUUUGAGGAAAACCACCAGUUCUUUGAUUUUUAAAGCAAUCACUAUAACCACUAAAGCAAGCAGCAAUUAUUGGUUGUCCUCGUUCUUAGAUCGAGAGUGUGUAUUUAGUGCUAUGAGUUACUUUUGGCGGAAUGCCCUUCUACAUACUGAAACGAAAAAUGCAUCUAGGACUCCAUCGGUUCCCGAUAGCGAGAGGACAAAGCUUGGUUCUGCGUUGUUGCAAAGGGCUCUGGACUCGGAAAGGACUCUAAAAACUACCGCUGUCAAACUGGACCAACAAGGGGAGCAGAUCGAGCAUUCGAUAGACAAUCUGCAGGAUCUACACGAGGAUCUCGACGUGGCUGACAAGCUGGUGUCGGGCCUCGAGAAGUGGCUGGGUGCCUGGAAGCUGCCCAAAACGUACACGACGUUGGACCCGGUGCUGAUAAAGGACAAGGAUGUUCCCGACGUCUACGACUACGAGGUCUUGUACACACAGAUGGACAGCAGCCAGUACCAGCAGCAGAGUCUGCGCGUGACACGGAUUUCUAGGAGCGGCGUCACUAUCCUGGACAUGAAACAGAACAUACUUUCCAAUACCUCGUGGCACAAUAUCUCCGUGGUCACCAUGGUGACACCGUGGGAGAUGAUCUUCACGCAGUACCAGAUUGGCCGACCAGACGUCAAAUUCUCCAUCGUGUCGUCUGCUCUUCCCCACAUCGUGAAAAAGAUCGAAAGAUUUGCGAGUAAGAAACUCGAUUUCGACGACAGCGUCCAAGCACGCCUUGAACAGGAUAGAUCUCAUCCAAGAGUUGCUCGAUUCCCAGCCCGUUUUACCAGAAAGCCGGAAUGCCACGGUUCACAACCGUCAGUGGCAAUGUACACUAACCCUUCAGAAAGCAGCCUUGACCUUGGUGACCAGGCGAGGAAGACGAACGAGGUAAUCAGUGAUGCUGAAGUGAGCGAACUCCAGACAACGUUAAGCAACCUGAAAGCUAUUGCGUUAGCUGUCCGUAACGAAGAAGAGGCGCAGCGAGACAGACUCGAGUUUCUCACCGGCUCAGUGGACAGGGCAAACGACAGAAUAAAGGCGACUACACACCGAACCAAUAAACUUUUAUAGUAUAAUAAUAAUUAUUACACACCCGUUGGUGAGAACAGCAUGCAUUAUUUUUGUUAACACAGUUUCAAGACGUACAACGGACUGCUCCUAUAGGUGAUGACCUGGGCCCGGUUUAACGAAGCUAUCUUAGCACUAAGAUCACUUUAGUGCACAAGGUAACUAUGGACUUAAGGUGAUCUUAAGGCUAAGAUCGCUUUGUGGAACGGGGCCCAGGUCACCAGUGACAUGCAGCCAAUGAAAAACAACACGGUGGAAAUAGAUUACACUGUGACGUAUAGUUAACCUGAU
Gigantopelta aegis is the source of this 1878-nucleotide messenger RNA. RefSeq names its product synaptosomal-associated protein 47-like. The transcript has 4 exons. Gene Ontology annotation, cellular component: plasma membrane; SNARE complex. Gene Ontology annotation, molecular function: SNAP receptor activity; syntaxin binding. NCBI's taxonomy places the organism in Eukaryota, Metazoa, Mollusca, Gastropoda, Neomphalida, Peltospiridae. Bases 322 to 1590 code for a protein of 422 amino acids. Gene Ontology annotation, biological process: exocytosis; synaptic vesicle fusion to presynaptic active zone membrane; synaptic vesicle priming. The record is from RefSeq and is a predicted model, not a curated record.